CACAAUACACCACCACUUAGCUGCCGCCAUCCUCGCCGCCUCGCCAUCGCCAUCCCACCUCAUCAAUUAUUUGCUUGCUGGCUUGCAGAGUGCAGACCAUAUCAAACCAUACGAUCUGGCCACCACCGUCAGCAUGACCACCGCCAACCCCCCGCCCAUGUCGUUCGACUCCUUCGCGACAUCGUUUAGUGCUGCACAGCUGGUUAGUUAACCUAGACGCGGCCCACUGGCCGGCGCCACUUCCGUUACAUGACUUCAUAGCGACUAACGAUGUCCGGCAAGCAGAACUACUCCGACUUCAACUCGCCGACCUCUCUCUUUAACUCACCCGAAGACUUUAGCACGGAUUUCACUUCGGACUCGGCCGGCUCACCUGUUUCACCAAUCUCUCCUGUAUCACCGGUCCUCUCGACCACCUCGUUCGGGCUUCCCGGAGACGACUGGGUGUUUUGGGACAGCAUCGAACACUCAUCCCAUCCCAGUACCUUCCUUGCGGCGGAGCCCAUUGACGAGUCCUUAUUCGCAACACGCCCAGCACGGGACAUCUCCCUGAGCCCCGCCGUCAACCCGAUGGAUCUCACCAUUCCAUCUCCAGUGAACUUGACUCUAGGUUCCGAUAAACUCAACCACUAUCCGCCCCUCUUCCAGCCGCGCCAGGCCGCAUUCGGAGGCUCUGGAGAUGGCGGAGAGGAAACCAAAGGCUACAUGUCGCGCGGCAGUCUCAAACGCAAGUCCUCCACCUCGAGCUCCGAGGACGGCGAGGACGCCAAGCAGUCGUCCCCUUCUCCGCUCCCCGCCCGCCGCGGCUCAAAGGACAAGGACCAGGCGGCCCACGGGCCAAAGAAGACGGCACAUAACAUGAUCGAGAAGCGGUACCGCACAAAUCUCAACGAUAAGAUUGCCCAGCUUCGCGAUGCAGUCCCGUCCCUCCGGGUCGUGUCGCAUCGCUCCGAGCACUCUAGAUAUGACGACCAAGAAGAUGCGGGUGAUGACGAGAGCGCGAGCGCACAGGCGCCAAAGCUCAACAAGGCCACCAUCCUGAGCAAGGCAACGGAGUACAUCGCCGGGCUCGAGACAAGAAACCGCAGCUUGGAGACGGAGAACAAUGCGCUCAGGGGCAGGAUGGAGGGGCUCGAGAUGAUGCUCAUGAACCGUGGCGGCGCCGGCGCCAUCUGGAGUUGAACUUCUUGACUCGAGAUGCUGCUCAAAACUUCUCGUUUGAUCUCUCCUCUUUGCUUUGCCAUGGUCAAGUCUUUUGACCGUGUGGCGUUCCGGGUUUUUGCAUGCGGGUAAAAAAAGAUACCUCGGGGUGGUUUUGCUUGGCGUUUUGAGCCAAAUAUAAUGAUGGGACGAAUGGACGGGCAAAAGGGGCUAUAAACCGACAGGCGUCAUUCGCUGUUCGAAGGCCGAGUUACCUACCUAGUUAAUUAACUAUACUACAUUGCGAUACUGCGCAGAGCUAAUCAGUGUUCAAUAAUUGGUACAUGCCGUUCUUGAUUAUUUUAAACAUAUUUCCUUUCACUUGGGUACUUGCACAUACAGAUUCCCACACGAACUGGUGUGCGAUAAAUCCGUUGUUGAAUGAUUGCCUGCCGGCUUAGCCAUCUCUUGUUCCCACGUUUGGCUACCUAAUUCUGUGGCGGUCCCUCCCAGCUAGUGAGAGUCAAGAAGC
Messenger RNA from Lasiosphaeria miniovina, 1672 nucleotides. Its product is annotated as helix-loop-helix DNA-binding domain-containing protein. The record is from RefSeq and is a predicted model, not a curated record. Lineage: Eukaryota; Fungi; Ascomycota; Sordariomycetes; Sordariales; Lasiosphaeriaceae. The coding region runs from base 271 to 1182 and encodes 303 amino acids. The transcript has a single exon. Gene Ontology annotation, molecular function: protein dimerization activity.